GUUUGCAUUCAGCGGUGCGAGAAAGGAGGAGAAGCAGCCCCUGGCCAGUCCCAAAUGCGCUCUCCCUGCUGUUACUCGUCCCCUGGUUGUUGUAGUAAAUAAGUGCCGGGGGGCCGAGGAGGAAUCGUCUGAAUAAUAGGAAUUCUCAUCGUCACUUAAACAAACCAAUCGCGAGAUGCGAUGCCGGUUUGGUCGCUUAGGCCCUGCGCUUUGACCCGGACCGGGAGAGCACGAUAAUGUGAAGCAGAUUGGCAGCCGGCGAGAGACUCUUGCAGAGGCCCCGGUCACAAACCCGCCCGUCCACCCCCGAGCUGCUGCUCCGGCUUAACGCAACAAGAGCCCCCAAGCCGCACUUCGCUGAGAAAACAACCCAGGAAGUGACAAGCCCAUUUCCUUUCUCCGGGAGGAUCAGUCCAAUACAGCACCGCCGUUUCGGCAGGGGAGUCCUGGAGCAACCUUGGCAAGAUUGCGGAGCUUCCCGCAGGGACACGCGCGCGACGGGGCGGCUUGGUGACGCGGAGUCCCAAGUCCUCUAGCCGGGGUAGGAGGGAGACCAUGGCAGAAGCCAUCUCUGGUGACUAAGGAAACAAAGAACAUCGCUGAAGGAUUUUGGAUACCUGUGCAUUUCAAAGAGGUUGAAGACUUUGAAGCAUUUUGUGUCAAGCCGCCCAGUUUGCAAAACAGAUGGGAUUUGGUUCUACCAAACCUUUCUUCUGGGAAAAUGCACUGAAUCAGAGGCUGUGCCUAAUAUGGCUGGUUUUGACCUUUACCUCUACUGGAAUGGACCCCAAUGCAUGACUUCGUUACCAUGGUGAUGAUCUUAACGACAACUCUGGAAAACAAAGGUGCUGAUUCUCUAUCAUGCAGGGCUGAGUUGCACACUCCAAAGAAGAUGAGUCAAGGACCCACUCUCUUUUCUUGUGGAAUUAUGGAAAAUGACAGAUGGAGAGAUCUCAGUAGGAAAUGUCCCCUUCAGAUCGAUCAGCCAAGCACCAGCAUUUGGGACUGCCUGCCUGACAAAAGCGAAGAAAACGCCAUCUGGCAGAGAGAGGCAGCUAGCACAUGCGCAGUGACCAACUUGAUCAAAGACCUCAGCCUCAGUGACCGCAAUGGCAAUCCCUCAGCACCUCCCAGCAAACGCCAGUGUAGGUCGCUCUCUUUUUCUGAUGAGAUGUCUAGCUGUAGGGCUUCGUGGAGGCCUAUAGGAUCAAAGGUUUGGACUCCUGUAGAAAAGAGACGGUGUUACAGUGGCGGAAGUGUCCAGCGCUAUUCCAAUGGAUUCACCACCAUGCAGAGAAGUUCAAGCUUUAGCCUUCCUUCCAGGUCAAACACUCUUUCCUCAUCCUACGACCAGUCUGCAUUUAGCAACAGAUUAGGAUGUCAGCCAUGCCAAGGAAUGAGAAGGUCAGCCACUUAUGGGCAGGCGAGUGAUAUCUGGGGCAGCGACCACGGCUCUAUAGAAGGUGGCAGGGUUGACAUCCAGCGGUCUCUCUCCUGCUCCCAUGAUCAGAUUUCUUUUUCGGAAUAUUGCCUGCCCUCAGCCAGCAGCACACCUGCCUCAACCCCAGAGCUGACAAGGCGCUCCAAUGGGCUUUCCCGAAGCCGGUCCCAGCCAUGUGUCCUUAAUGACAAGAAAGUUGGAAUUAAACGACGGCGGCCUGAAGAAGUAAAGGAACAAAGACCUUCACUGGAUCUUGCCAAGAUGACCCAGAAUUGUCAGACUUUUAACAGCCUUAGCUGCCUUAGCAUCACAGUGGAUGAUUGCUCUCACCAGAAUCAGUUCUCACCUGGCAUCGGCGGCACCAAGUCAUGGACAACAGCAUCCCUUUGCACCUUGGACGUCAUGCCAGGCAGGACACCAGCCUGCACCCCUGUGCCAGAGCCACACUCAAACGCAGAAGAAUGUAAAUCUAGCAAAGAAGAUUUCUCCUACGAGGAAUCAGAGUUUUGUGCCACAGAAGACGAGAGCAGUAGGAAAGAAGAGGACAACUCCUCAUGGAGGAACAGUGGGACAGGAGGGGAUAACAUCUUUCAGUUGGAUGGCGAAUUAGAUAUUGAGCAGAUAGAAAACAACUGAGAAGACAAAGUGGGAUGAUCUGUCUGCAUCCAACCUUUUAGGAGUGGUAAGAUCACACAGGUUGUUAAUGCAGGCAGGAAAGGAAGUCCACAUUUUUCUUCCCCACUGAUGGGUGGGAGAGGACAAGAAGCUUUGCCAAAAUUUCAUCAGGUAUCUUGUUAAACCUUGAAACUCUUUUAGAACUACUGUAGCCCGUGAGGUUUUGCAAACAUACUUUAGAGAAAACCUCCAAAUUAUAUCAGCACAUUAAAAAACAAAAAGCUUUGUGGAUGAAUCAAAACUUGAAAUUGUGGAAUUUUAGAAUAAUAGCAACUAAAAUGUUUUUUUUUUAAGUGUCUGGAACAGGGCUUAAACAAAAAGUAAGGAAAGACCAGAAAGUCUGUUGCUUGGCUUCAUUCACAAAUAGGCAAUGUCAAUAUCUAGACAGGCAGCGGGUUCAUCCUGGUUCAUGGGAAUCCUGAUCCACUUUGGCUUUUGGAAAAGAGUAGAAUAUUCAUUUUUAUUUUUUUGCUGUUGGGCAAUAUUCAUUGUAAACUGCACCUCAGAUAUCCUUAUUAAAGGGAAUGGGCAAGAUGGAGAUUAGCAUUGUUCUCUGAAUUCAUUUUCUGUUGGAUUAUCUUUCAGGUUGCAUAUCUGAUAAGAUUCUACAAGGUCUCACAAUCUUGACUUUCCAGUCCUUGCCGUAGAAUCACAGUAGCCUUUUACAGUCUGCUUGCUCCAUUUUUUAUUCCAUAGUCAUCAAGAACGUCAUUCAAAGAGAGCGCACACGGUCUGCCCUGAUCCAGUACAGUGAGAUCCGUAGCCAUAAACAGGUUUCCAGCCAAGGCAGGUAUAUAUGAGCAUUUGGACACACAUUCUCAUCAGUGCUCAUUUGGUCCAUGUUGGACCGACUGGAUGCAUAACCUCAUUUGGGCCCUUCUCCUUUUUACCUUGCAACUUCAGCUGGAUUUCAGACCAUUGUCUUGAGGAGAGGAACAUACAAAACAUUUGUGCAUCCAGAAAUUUAAAUAAAUGCCAAAGCUAAAUUGGCAGUGCUAUAUCCAUAAGGCUAAACUGGUGUUUUGGUUCUAUGGUAUAAAAGCACAAGGAUCAGAAGAGUUAGUGAAUAAUGGAGGUUGCUGAGAUUAGGGCUUGGCAUCUUAAAAUGAUUAUAAAGUCUUUGAUUAUUAUUUUCUGGAGUGGAUAACAUAUAGUCUCUUAACUGCAUUUUGUACAGCUUGUCACCACCAACAGAACUGACAUUAUUGGCAUGCCACAUUCAUCAGCAGAAAGAAUGGAAGGUAACAACUUGUUUUGCAUGUACAGCAUCACUUUGGAAUUGUUUUCAUCUCCUAGGACUAAAAAAAGGCAAAAUAGCAAUAAUAGGGUGUGUACAUAACAUUGUUGAGUUUUCUCUUGGUCUUAGUCUAGUUUUCCUUUUACAACAUACACUGGAUAUGUCUGCAGUAGUAGAAUCAUAGGUUCAGCUGUCAAGCUAAACCAUGGGUUGGCAUAAUGCAAGCAAGCCCUGGCCUUCAUGCUCCCCUCCAUCAUGCCAUUCUGCAUUGCCUCUUUUGCAGCAAAACCAGUUUACUGUUACAUCCAAACCACUAGACUAUGGUUGCAUCUGCCCUCCAAACUAGACCAAUAAUGAUCAAACUGUAGUAUGCAGCUGUGAUAUGGUCACAGAAUCAUGGUUUGCAGGUUUGGAUAUAAUGGCACAUUAUGCUUUUGUCCAUAAAAAGGGGAAUGGAAUCAGAGCAGAGGAGAAGAGGUGGGUGUGCAAGCCUGAGGCUUGGUAAUGCACGUGAACUGAGCCAUUCUGACAUUUCAGCAAGGUGAUCAUAAAAUUGAUCAUGUAAAUGAUGUCAAAUAAGCAAGAUAAGUGAAGAGUUCUAGAUCGUAUGAGUGGCCAGAUUCAAUCUGGAAUCAAUCACAGGACUUUAGUAAACAGAUAUAGGGAAGUUUCCCUGACAUAUUUCUUAGACAUACAAGCAAUACAUAUACGGUGUGUCUUGGGGUUAUUUUAGCUAUGUGAGAUACAUAGGACCUGUCUUUAGCGAUGACAAUGCUGAUACAAAACACAGUUUGAGAUGCUGAUGUUCAGGUAGCAGCACUCCAGAGUUACCUUCCACCUCUCUCAUUGAUAGUGGUAAACAAUAAGCUUUACACUUUAGCAAGCAUAACUCAGUUAAAUAAGCUGUUCACUUAUCUACAUGAAACCAAUGUUUAGUUUACCUAUAGCAGGCAGAGGGGAGGGGACAAUAGAGAUGACAUUUUUAAUGACGAUGACACCCUACUUUUUUUUUUACUGCACUUUUCUCUGCAGUGGUGCAGAUGUUUAUGGCAUCCAACACCACCGUAGAUUCCAUCCAAGCUUUAGAUUUACAAAUGUCCAGUCAAACUGCACAAAUUUUUGUUGCUAUGUUGAUUUCUGCUAUUUCCUCCCUAUCAGAUGCUCACAUAAUGUGCAAGCCAAAAAAAA
Podarcis muralis (Common wall lizard) is the source of this 4541-nucleotide messenger RNA. The record is from RefSeq and is a predicted model, not a curated record. Lineage: Eukaryota; Metazoa; Chordata; Lepidosauria; Squamata; Lacertidae.